AUGACGAACAGCGACAAUAAUAAAAAGCAGAUCAUAUUGAAUGCUUUCGUGAUGAACACCCCGGGCCAUUUGGCACCGGGGCUGUGGAAACAUCCGAGCAACAAGACCAACCAGUAUAAGAAACUCUCGUUUUGGACUGACCUAGCGCAGUUGCUGGACAAUGCCGGAUUCCAUGCCAUGUUUAUCGCCGAUACCCUAGGCCCGUACGACGUAUAUAGGGGCCCUGCCAAUGUGGUCCCUGCAUUAGCAUCAGGAGCGCAGUUUCCGGUCAAUGAUCCAUUAUAUCUGGUCCCCGCCAUGGCGGCAGUAACAAAAAACCUGAUCUUCGGCGUAACUGCGAGCGUAACAUACGAAAAGCCGUAUGCACUCGCCCGCCGACUAUCCACGGUAGAUCACCUCAGCGAAGGGCGUCUUGCUUGGAAUAUUGUCACGUCGUAUCUCGAUAGUGCGGCUCGCAACCACGGCCUGAAAGAGCAGAUUCCGCAUGACGAACGGUAUGCGAUCGCUCACGAGUAUAUGGAAGUACUCUACAAGCUUUGGGAAGGCAGCUUUCGAGACGACGCCGUCCUAGAUGAUCGGAACCAAGGGAUAUAUAUCGCCAGCGAUGCUGUGCGACAGAUACAUCAUAAAGGGAAGUACUUUGAGGUACCAGGUCCCCAUUUCUGCGAACCCUCACCACAACGCACUCCGUUUCUCUUUCAAGCGGGUGUCUCUGAAGCUGGAAACGGGUUCGGAGGGAAGCACGGGGAAGCGAUCUUCGUCGGCGGCCAAACAGCCGAGGGCGUCCGGGUGACUGUGGACAAUAUCCGCGAAGUUGCAGCAGAGGAAGGACGCGAUGCCAAUCACAUUAAGAUUAUUGUUGGGAUUAACGUCAUUGUCGCGGCGACAGAUGAGGAGGCGAAAGCAAAGCGGGAGGAGUAUCUCAGGUAUGCGGACGAAGAGGGGGCAUUGGCCCUAUUUGGUGGGUGGACCGGAGUCGAUCUCUCAGGCUACGCCGAUGACGAGGACUUCAGAUUCAGCGAAUCUCCACGUGUCCAGUCUAUCGUAAGACGAUGGUCUGCUACCGUGCCCGGCACGGACAAUCUUCCUUGGACGAAGAGGCGGAUUGUAGAGUACUUAAGUGUGGGUGGUCUUGGCGCGAAAGUCGUCGGGAGCCCUACAACAGUCGCGGACGAACUGGAACGAUGGAUAGAGGUGUCAGGAGUAGAUGGCUUUAACCUGGCUCACAUUACCAAUCCGGGGACAUUUGAGGACAUUAUAGAAUACUUACUGCCUGAGUUACGCCGAAGAGGACGUUUCCGAAGCAAGGUAGGAAAGGAAGGCGCCACAGCCAGAGAAGUUUUCAUCGGAUCUCGAAGGCUUCCAGAUGACCAUCCUGGAAGCAAGUAUGGGUGGCAUGCUGGUGAGAAGCUGCCCAAAUAUCAGCUGAAAGAAGGGAACGGAGAACAGGCAUGA
Molecule: messenger RNA, 1455 nt
Organism: Aspergillus pseudotamarii
Lineage: Eukaryota; Fungi; Ascomycota; Eurotiomycetes; Eurotiales; Aspergillaceae
Product: LLM class flavin-dependent oxidoreductase
Exons: 1
Coding region: 1-1455 (484 amino acids)
Molecular function (GO): oxidoreductase activity, acting on paired donors, with incorporation or reduction of molecular oxygen; monooxygenase activity
Source: RefSeq, a predicted model, not a curated record